This is a messenger RNA of Didymodactylos carnosus, 665 nucleotides long. NCBI's taxonomy places the organism in Eukaryota, Metazoa, Rotifera, Eurotatoria, Philodinida, Philodinidae. The record is from the annotation of a GenBank genome assembly.
AUGUUAGAACGCAUACUGCUAUUCUAUUUGUGUAUAAUUGCAAGACACACAGCUAGUCUAAAGGGUUAUUAUUAUGAUGACACGGAAUCUGGUCAAGAACUUUCCUAUUCAAAAGUCCUAGAACGUCUAUCGAAUUUGAAUUUAAAUUUUUUACCAUUGAAACAUCUUGAAAAUAAUUGUUAUUCUCGUGCAUAUUUUAUUUCAAUGAUCCUAGCUACCUAUCGAAUACCGUCCAUCCUUGUUUAUAUUCAUUCAUCGUUGAACUAUGAUCAAGAUCCAGUUGUACUCACAACUGAAAGUGGCAAAGAAAUUAAAUGGAGAUAUCAUGUUGCACCACUCAUAUCAUUUGGAAGUAAGACACGGUCAUAUUUUGUUAUUGAUCCGGCCGUAUCAUCUAGACAUCCAAUAUUAACUCAGAAUGAAUGGAUUUAUAAAUUGAGACCAAAAUCUGGUUUAUAUGUACAAUAUUAUGGAGGUAAGAUUUGUAGCAGUUUUUUUCGUAGUUUAAAACUGAGCACUUGCCAAGACACGAGACAUAUAUUCUGUUGUGUGCAGCUCUUCGAACAAAGUCAGUAUUAAAAGUCAGCAGUCCUUCAACUGGCUUACAACCAACAUUUGGACUAUUUUAAAUUCUCGAAACGAAAUUAUUCAUAAUUUUUAAGUGG